AGCUUUUGGGUACUUGGAAAAAUAACAACAAUCUUGUAUAAACGUUCAGCAGAGGCCCAGAAAUAUAUUUUGCUGACGUCUAGCGAGCCGCGACACUGUGUUUUUAUUAGUUAUGUCGAGCCAUUUUCAAGUCGCCUAUGGGGACUCGAGUCAGUAUCACCGAAAUUAUAGGCUACUACAUAGUAUACAAUAGUUACUGCCUGCUCCCAAACAUAAUUUUGUUUUGAAAGUUGAAACCGGGCGUCCAUUGUUCUUCCUGAGUAGCUUGAUACUAGCGAUUGAGGUGGAGGCAGUGAGCUUGCGACAGAAAAACAAGCGAGACAGGUCGAGCAAUACAUAGUCGGUCCAUGUUUUAAAAGAAAGAAAUUAGUAAUAUCCAUGGAUAUGUGAAUCUUUGAAAAACGUUAUUUCUGUCACCUUUAUGCGGGCUUAGUCUCUUAUUGUUUGGUACAUUGGUUUCCAUUUUGGCGUGCUGACUGUCGCCGUUUGCCCAUUCUCACUGGAGUGAACACUAAGGGAGACUCCAUGAAAGAUGACAGAGGAGGUGAUUGUUGUAGCCAAGUGGGACUACACGGCCCAGCAGGAUCAGGAACUUGACAUCCGUAAAAAUGAGCGUCUUUACCUCCUGGACGACUCCAAGACGUGGUGGCGUGUCCGCAAUGCCGCCAACCAAACGGGGUAUGUGCCGUCAAACUACGUCGAGCGCAAGAACAGCCUGAAGAAAGGCUCGCUGGUGAAGAACAUCAAAGACACACUGGGUUUAGGAAAAACGAAGAGGAAGACGAGUGCCCGAGAUGCUUCCCCAACGCCAAGCUCAGACACAGAGUAUCCCUCCAAUGGCAGCGGGGGUGGAGGGAUGGGAGGAGGAGCUGCUGAGAGAAUCUACGACCUCAACAUCCCAGCUGUGGUCAAGUUUGCCUACACAGCAGAGAGGGAUGACGAGCUGACCCUGGUCAAAGGCUCCAAGGUUAUCGUGAUGGAGAAGUGUAGCGACGGCUGGUGGCGGGGCAGUCAGGCUGGCCGCAUGGGCUGGUUUCCCUCCAAUUACGUCCAGGAGGAACUCGGAGGAGCUGAUGACAGAGAGGGAGAUUCCUCACGGAGUUACCAGGGAGGGACUUUGUUGGCCAACGGGCGUGCAGGGGGGCGUGGGGGAGCGCUCCACCUGGUUCAGACGCUCUACCCCUUCAGCUCUGUAACAGAGGAGGAGCUAAACUUUGAGAAGGGAGAGGUCAUGGAGGUCAUGGAGAAGCCUGAGAAUGACCCAGAGUGGUGGAGGUGUAAGAACUCACGUGGCAUGGUAGGUCUGGUACCUAAAAACUAUGUGAUGGUGCUGGACGAGCGGCUGGGCCUGCCCUCCUCUAUGUCAAGUUCCCCGCAGAACCGCGUCUUGGCACCGGCACGUUCAGGGAAGUUUGCAGGGAGGGACUGGUACUACGGCAACAUCACCAGACACCAGGCUGAGUGUAUACUGAAUAAGAGAGGAGAGGAGGGCGACUUCCUCAUACGUGACAGUGAGUCAUCGCCCAGUGAUUUCUCCGUCUCUCUGAAGGCAGUGGGUAAGAAUAAACACUUUAAAGUGCAGCUGUCAGAUGGAGUGUACUGUAUCGGCCAGCGCAGGUUCAACUCCAUGGACGAACUAGUGGAGCACUACAAGAAAGCCCCCAUCUUCACCAGCGAACAUGGAGAGAAGCUGUACCUGGUCAAAGCGCUGCUGUGAUUCACACAUCUUCACCCCUACACUGGGUGUCACACACACUCACACACACACAGUACUAAUGCCACUCCCUGACUGUCUUAACUCAAGCCUUAGCUCUGGACCCUCCUGCUGUGGCAUCUGUGCUACAUCCAGAUCCUCAGUCGCUCCAGUUUCAUCUGUCGCCUUCCAGUGGCGACCAGGUGAAAUUCUCUCUAGCUCUACAUCGAGCAGUUUACUGCAAGACAGUGCACUAUGUCACCCAGCAUCCUUCACGUGCAGCACAGUGCAUAAUAAGCCUCUCCAUUUUGGAUGCACUAACAUGCAGUGACCACACCUGCUGCUAAUAGAAUGCCUGGGGCCUUGUGGGGGUUGAGCUUUCCUUCUGAUGUCAUAUAUAAUGUCUGUUUAUUACCAUGCAUAUUGUAGGUUGCACCAUUGCUCUUAAUCCACACAGAAGGACAGACACUGUACAGGUCAGAGGACUGACCUCUGAAGGACCUUACUCUGCGGUGUCAGAUUGUUAGCCAUUGUUUUGUCAAUUUUUUUUCCCUCCCUGAAUUAACUUUUGCUUUUCAAAAGGUUAUUUAAAAUCCUCUCUAGAGGGUUGUUGCUCUUUCAGUGACUUCACAAAGUGACCAGAGUGACUCGUUUUUCUAAUUUUCACAAUUACUUGCCCCAUUUGAAAUUAUGUUUUCAAAUUCCUCUUUGUUUGUACCUCUGCAGAUCCAGUCAUUAUUAGUGACGUUACUGAACAUCUGGAUACAAAACUUCCUAUAAUAUUCCUAAAAGGCGGUAGGAGAAGCAUUAAUGCAAUAUGGGCGAUUUUUGAAUUCCAGUAGAGUUUGAAUGUUUGUCACUAUAACCAAAUGUGCCACCAUGUACCCGUACUACUGGCCCCAGAUCUGCUCUGCACUCACCGUACCUGGCAAGCAUCAUGUCACAUUGAACUUGUUCCUGUUCUCCAGUAUGUGUCUGUAGUUACAUGAGGAUACUGACUGAAUAAGAAGAUAAUAAUAAUAAUAAUAAAACUUUCAUCACACUUUUGAAUAAAACAGCUUAAUCUGCUCCUGGGAAUGAAUGCUGGUAGAAAAAGUAACUCUUCUAAUGAUAGAUAAUUAUCUCUUUGUGACUCUUGUGAUUACAGAGAAUUUUUCAGAAAGUGUCAUUAUAUACAAAAACUGUACAAUGUAGUGUUUGACUGACUGAAACCUCAACAGCAAAUUAAGGUGCGGCUGUGAUGAAUCACAGAUGAUCAUCCUUAAGUUAAUAAGAAUUCUGAAAUACUACAAAUCCAUGGAACUAAACCCCCUCCCCCGAACAGCAAAUCAGUACUUUUAAAACUACAGAAUCCGAGGGAGUGCAUCUUUAUUCAAAUUACUUCCAAACAAAAAACCUGAACUAUAGAGUCGGCCUUGGUCUGAAAUUGAGUACCAGCUGUUUCGAGUGCUAAAUCUACCCAAAUUAACAUUUCUGCUGAGGGUGGGGCUUAACGACUGGCCACUGUCAAGAAACUGUUCGGUUCGUAAUGAAAAAGUCUGGUUCUACCAAACGGUUUCCUUGUCCAUUUUCGUUUGCUAUGUGCAUCUGUUUACCAGUGGAAGUGUUGUUGAUCAUGGGGUUCUCAGCUUUUAUCUGAUAUAUCUGAAUGUUAUUGAACAUUAUUUAAUUCUUGUCUCCACUGUAUGUAUAUAGUCAAAAUAAGAUGAGGUGCAUAUACGAAUUGUUAAAAUCCAACUAUGGUACUGUAUCACCGACAACAUGAUGAGAAUUGAAAUACUUUUGUUCAAUAAAAAUUUUGGAAGAAUACUAAA
Messenger RNA from Monopterus albus (swamp eel), 3507 nucleotides. It is a transcript of the gene nck2a, whose product is annotated as NCK adaptor protein 2a. Gene Ontology annotation, molecular function: receptor tyrosine kinase binding; signaling adaptor activity. NCBI's taxonomy places the organism in Eukaryota, Metazoa, Chordata, Actinopteri, Synbranchiformes, Synbranchidae. Gene Ontology annotation, cellular component: cytoplasm. The transcript has 4 exons. The record is from RefSeq and is a predicted model, not a curated record. Bases 533 to 1717 code for a protein of 394 amino acids. Gene Ontology annotation, biological process: ephrin receptor signaling pathway; cell migration.